Molecule: messenger RNA, 858 nt
Organism: Effrenium voratum
Lineage: Eukaryota; Dinophyceae; Suessiales; Symbiodiniaceae
Source: the annotation of a GenBank genome assembly
AUGCCGGACUACAAAUUCCGGAUUUAUCACUUGUCGGGCGCACUGGUUGCAGAGCUGUCCUUGCCUAGCAACGCCACGGUGGCUGACAUUCUCACCAACUUGCCCGCGAUGCCCACUGGCAGUGGCAACCCUCAGCAUGUGACGCGUCAGCUGUUGCACCAGGGCCGACUGCUCGAGGAAGGUGAGGCGCUCAAAAAGCGGUUUUGUCUCGAGAAUGCGGCGGAGCUGCAGUUGUUGCAGCGUAGUCCGGAGGUACAGAUCAUCCGGCCUGAAACAUCCAUUCCCGCACGGGGCUUAAGUGUCGCUCUGUGUGGUCCGCCCACAGCUGGGAAAAGCAGCAUCCUGUUGCGAUGUGCAGAGGAUGGGUUCAAUGAAGGCUAUUGGGUCCCAGCGACUGGCAUCGACUUCAGGAAAGUUUAUUUGACGAUUGAUGGGGAAGCUGUUCUGGUCAGGCUUUGGGAUGAACCCAAAAGGCAGGAGCAUUAUCGAACUUUUCAGCCGCCCUUUUUCGCGAGGAAGGCAGCUUUAAUCAUGGUGAUUGACAUUACAAGUGAUAAUCCAUUCUGGCAAGUUGACCAUUCCCUACGCCUGAUUGAGAAGGAGUCCAUCCUCACCAAAGUGAUGCUUGGGAACAAGGUGGAUCUGGAGUCGCGGCGCCAGAUUUCACAGGCAGAUGCGCAGCGUUUCGCAUCAGAGCGUGGCUUUCACUACUUCGAGACCUCCGCCAAGGAUGGCACCAACGUCACCCAGGCCUUGGGCUUUACCGUCGUGGACGCCUUGCAAAAAGCGGAGCGCGGCGAUCCGGAUCUGCCCCGACCACCUCCGCGCUCCCGGGAAUCUGCCUGUUCGGUGCAGUGA